Molecule: messenger RNA, 3372 nt
Organism: Dicrocoelium dendriticum
Lineage: Eukaryota; Metazoa; Platyhelminthes; Trematoda; Plagiorchiida; Dicrocoeliidae
Source: the annotation of a GenBank genome assembly
CUUAAUUCUUAUCCUGAUAUAUCUGUUAUGAUCUACCUAGCGCAUUGAACACAGAAUAAUUUAGCUUCCCGGAUCGGGAACAUACUGCAACCCGCAUCCUCCGUCUACCUUCUUGCGCUGUGGACACUCGAGGGAGCACGCUCUGCCCCUUUUGGCCAUCGAAACUUAUUGAUAUCUUACUGGGAACAUUGCAUACUACAUUUGCCGUUUCUCUGGUUCCUCUGCUUCCACAUUGCAGCGUUCUGGAAUACUUUGACUUAUUUGCAUGACAAUUACGUGACUAAUGUUGCGAAAACAAUAUGUCUAACCUACGGCCGUAUAUGAUCUGUAUCUCUUUCCAUAUCCAAGUGACCAAGGUAUUUCUCAGACGCUCUUCAAUCCUGUUCCGCAUUUCUUUUUCCUCUUGAUUCAUUGUAACACACCUGUGAAACCACCUGUGCUAUGAUCUUCUUAUUAGCAAGCUUUGAUUUUGCAUGUCACUUUCGUAUGCACCCUAUAAUUUCGCACAACAUUUCUUCGUAGCUAAUGGUCCAGUACUUCAGGCAUUAUUUAACAUCAUUUUCGCCUCAUAGACGCCGCACCGACCAGCUUCUCCCACGAAUACAGCGAAUAAUAUGAAAAAUACUUCAGCAUUACCUCGAAGAGAUUCUAAGACUUACCUUUCGAGUCCCAUCGAUACAGCUCACCGAGAUUCCCACAAACCCUGUACUAAAACCGAUUUCACCGAGAACUUUGGAACCGACGCUUAUUUACGUCCAUCCAGAUUACGCCACCACGAAAUUCGUAAUGCUGCCACUGGUAGUUCGGCUACCAACUGUGUUAUCAACGCAUCCAACCGAGCCACUGGUCUAUCGAAUUACAACAUCGCUAAGCCAACUUCAGGAGCCCUUACGUGCGCGAAAAUCGACAAUGUUCUCCCAUCGCAACUCUCCGCUUUGUCCAUCGACACGAACUGCUGUGUUGAUUCAGUUUCAUCAUCUAAUUCAAACACUUCUACCUAUUCGGCUUCAGGAUCAAGACCCUCUGGAAACUAUCUUCCAUCGGUUUUCAAUGAUCCCCUGAUACACUCUUCGAGUUUUCGCCGCCAGUCUCUAUCAGAUCAAUCUUCCCCGGAACUUCCAAGUUCGGUAUGCACAAGCAACAGCAGCAAUAAUAGCAGUUCGCCUAAGUGGUCCAUUGCAACCUCUGGUACGCCGUCCACAUUGGGUGCAUCCAAGGGAACCCUAUUAACUGAUAAACAGAAUGGUGGGCUUGUUGGAUUGAAUAAUCUGGGGAAUACGUGCUUCAUGAACUCAAUAAUUCAGUGUUUGAGUAACACUCAACCGCUGCUGGAUUACUGUCUGUCAAACCGUUACAACAUGGAUCUGAACAAAGCGAGCACCAUGCACGGGACUUUGUUUGCCUCCUACGUUUCCUUAAUGAAGGAGCUGUGGAAUCCUGACAUGUUCGAGUCGUCGACAAAUCCGUCCCAUUUCAAGUCGCAGAUUCAACGAUUUGCUCCCCGAUUUGUUGGUUACUCCCAACAGGAUUCGCAGGAGUUUCUUCGUUAUCUCUUAGAAGGACUCCACAUGGAAGUGAAUCGUGUGACAAAGCGGCCACACUUGGUUGUCCCGGACUACGAGGCGGAAGACCGACUGCCUGAUCUUGAAAAAGCCGAACUCUACUGGAAUCGUUAUCUUUCUGUGGACAACAGUGAGAUCGUUGAUUUAUUUGUCGGUCAGCUGAUGAGCACACUGGAAUGCGCUGAGUGUGGCUUCAAGUCCACUACAUUCGACCCCUUUUGGGAUUUGAGUCUCCCGAUCCCGAAGAAGUCAAAUGUGACCAUAAUGGAUUGUCUGCGUCUGUUCACAUCGAAGGACGAUUUGGAUGGCAACGAACGGCCAGUUUGUGGCCGUUGUAAACUGAGGAGACGAUGCACGAAAAGCUUCUCAAUUCAAAAAUUCCCUCACAUACUGGUUUUACAUCUGAAGCGCUUUUCUGGGGAGCGUUUUAGAUCGAAAAUGUCCAUGCUCGUGGAUUAUCCAAUCAAUAACCUAGACCUGCUGGAGUUUUCCUCGCCGAGCUGUCAACAGAGAUACGCGCUGUACAAUUUAUACGCUGUGUCCAAUCACUCUGGUAGUGUGUACGCCGGACACUAUACGGCCAUUUGUAAACAUCGCGGUCAUGGCUCUUGGUUCGAGUACAAUGAUAGUCGCGUUCGUCCUGUGAGUAGACAGUCCGUGGUUUCCGCGGAGGGCUAUGUCUUGUUCUACGAGCUUGCAAACUAGUACUUCCCGCUCAUCCCUUCCUUCUCGCUCGAGCUAUUCCCGUCCAACGGUUUCUCUACGUGAAUGCUUAUUAACAGUAAAUACAACAACCUCUUGCACCAGCCAUAUGGACGCAACACCAUUACCUCGUCCCUUCUGAUUAUUCAUUUGUUUCGAUCCGUCGGUGAUGUUCAUAUUUUACUCUUGUUAUUUUUCUAUUCGCAUCCGCUUUCCCGCAAAUAUUCCGUCACUUGUUCGCCCAGAUAAACCCUCCUCGUGUGUGAGCUUUAGUUCCUUUCUUAUUUGUAAUACCCUUUUAGUGAUAGCAGCUCAUCAGUGAUAUUUCUUUUAGCUUUUUGCUUCCUAUGUUCCUCUUUCGCUGAGCCGGAUUUUCUACCUCUGCAGCUUCGUCUCUGCCGAUGUACUUAUCAGACAUUCAUUGCUCAAUGUACGUUUCACUUCGCGCCCUCUUUUCUCAGCCUCGUUGAUCUUCGUAUCUGGGGCGAAGGUGGAAAAUUCAGAGCAUAGUUUAUUUCGUUUUUUAUUUCCUCCUUGGCACUGAGCCUGUGACCUGCUUAAUCACUGCCGUCCAUAUUGGCAGUCUUAUUUGACACCAGAAUGUUAUACCACAUUUUCUUGGUGGUAAUCACAUACCGUAUAACACGUUGUCGUAUUUAAACACUUGCUCACUUGAUUCUGUUCACCUGUUUCGUCUGCAAUUGACCAAGUCACCUUCCAACCCUUCAAGACAUCCAUUGUAGCCGUUUCAAUAGAUCGCCGCGCUUCGAUUCCACUCGACACCCUACUCUAUCUGACUCAUCUGCCUCUCGGACAUCGCAAUAUCUGAGGCAUGUAUGUUGGCGCUUGCUUGCCUCUGAACCUCUCUUGAAUCGCCUCCACCGAGUGCGAUACACGAGCCAGUUGAUCUACCACCUACUCCACUUCAAAUCAUAGAAGUAUCAAAGUUGGCCAACUGUUCACUCUCCAUGCCAACCGAAUCGUUAUUCAUGAUUUCACUGCAGGGAUAAAAGAGGAUAGAAUUACUCAGGGAGUUUGGGAGACAUUGUACUCAAUAUACAUGAUAACAACGUUUACCUAAACGUUUUAAAUAAACAUUGCCACAUAC